AUGCAAGCUUCCACCUCAACCAUCCUCAAAUCGUUCCUUCCUGGAGCCACGAAAGUUGGCUUUAUUGGUACUGGUGUCAUGGGAAAGUCUAUUGCCACUAAUUUAUUCAACAAGGGUUACAAGGAUUUGAUUGUUUAUUCUAGAACCAAAUCCAAAGCUGAAUCAUUGAUUGAAUUGGGAGCCAAGUUUGUGAAUUCUCCAAAAGAAGUCGGAGCUAACAGUGAUGUUGUGAUUAGUAUUGUGGGUUAUCCAUCCGAUGUGAAAAGUGUAAUUCUCGAUGAGGAGAAUGGAGUCUUGGCUGGUAUGAAUCCAGGCGGAGUGAUUAUUGACAUGACCACAUCGGAACCUUCACUUGCUGUUGAGAUUUUCAAACAAGCUCAAAAAAAGGGAGUUUAUAGUUUGGAUGCUCCUUGCAGUGGUGGAGAUAUUGGAGCUCGAAAUGCUACCUUAACCAUUUUCGUCGGAGGUGAAAAACAAGUAUUGGAAUCGGUUCGUCCCAUUUUCGAAUCCAUCGGAAAGACCAUUAAUUUCAUGGGAGAAAGUGGAAAAGGACAACAUGCCAAAAUGGCCAAUCAAGUCAUUAUUGCUUCUUCCAUGAUUGGUGUGGUUGAAGGAUUAAUGUAUGCUCACAAAGCUGGAUUGGAUGUUUAUCAAACAUUGCAAGCUGUGAGUGGUGGAGCUGCCAAUUCAUUUUCAUUGACUGCUUAUGGACCUCGAAUUUUGAGAAGAGAUUUUGAACCAGGAUUCUAUGUGGAACAUUUUAUCAAGGACAUGGAAAUUGUUCUCAGUGAAUGUAACAAGAUGCAACUCGUAUUACCAGGUUUGAACUUGGCAAAAAUGUUGUACGAUUCAUUGAGAAACAAUGGAGGUGCCAAGAAUGGAACCCAAGCCCUCAUGUUAGCAUUGGAACAGUUGAACAAUGUCAAAUUACCAAAGUAUGACAUUUAA
This is a messenger RNA of Naegleria lovaniensis, 948 nucleotides long. RefSeq lists its product as uncharacterized. The record is from RefSeq and is a predicted model, not a curated record. The coding region runs from base 1 to 948 and encodes 315 amino acids. The transcript is spliced from 7 exons. NCBI's taxonomy places the organism in Eukaryota, Heterolobosea, Eutetramitea, Acrasida, Naegleriidae. Gene Ontology annotation, molecular function: oxidoreductase activity; NADP binding; NAD binding.